AAUACCCUCACCCGCCUUCUUCAAUCCUCACUCUCACCUCAAUCUCUCUCUAACCAGAAGCACUGAAACACAAAUUCAAUGGCUUCUUCUUCCACCAUUCUCAAAUUGUUAGCAAUUUCAUUUCUCUUGAAUGUCUGCGUUGCUUCAAGAGCAAUCCCCAAUUCUCUGGCUGAAGACACACAGCAAACUCAGCUCAUGAAAUACCACAACGGCGCUCUCCUCCGCGGCAGAAUCUCCGUGAACCUAAUUUCGUACGGCAAAUUCACCCCUUCUCAACGCGCAAUAGUCGCCGAUUUCAUCACAUCUCUCUCCGAUUCCUCUCCGCCGCAAUCCAACCCCUCCGUCGCUGCGUGGUGGAAAAAAUUAGAAAAGUACUACCACAUCGCCUCCUCUAAAGAGCAAUCGCUCUCUCUCCACCUCAACAACCAGAUCCUCGACGAUUCCUACUCAAUCGGAAAAUCUCUCACCGAAAAACACAUCGUAGAUCUGGCAUCUAAAGGCGAGCAAAUCAACGCGAUCAACGUCGUGCUAACGGCAUCCGACGUCGCCGUCGACGGUUUCUGCCGAAACCGCUGCGGCAGCCACAGAUCUAAAUCGAGCGCCGUCAACGGAAAAAAUCAGAAAUUCGCCUACAUUUGGGUGGGGAAUUCGGAGGCUCAGUGCCCUGGCUACUGCGCGUGGCCGUUCCACCAGCCGAUCUACGGUCCGCAGAGCCCGCCGUUGAUUGCACCGAACAACGACGUCGGAAUCGACGGAAUGGUGAUCAAUUUGUCGGCGCUGUUGGCCGGAACCGCGACGAAUCCGUUCGGAAACGGAUUUUAUCAAGGAACGGCGGAUGCGCCAUUGGAAGCAGCGACGGCGUGCCCCGGGGUGUAUGCGAAGGGAGCGUAUCCUGGCUACGCCGGAGAUUUGCUGGUGGAGAAGAGUAGUGGUGCUAGCUAUAAUGCGCAUGGUGUUAACGGCAGGAAAUACGUGCUUCCCGCGAUACAUGAUCCUUCUACAUCUGAAUGUUCAACUUUGGUUUGAUUUUAUCUAUUUAGGAUUAAUUUUUUUAGAUAGAUGAUUGAAUUCAUUUAUUCAAUUUGUUUGUCUGGUGUAAAACAAAUGGAUUCGGUUUGCUUUACUAUGAUUAUAAAAGAAAAGAGUUACUACUA
Salvia hispanica is the source of this 1154-nucleotide messenger RNA. RefSeq names its product protein PHOSPHATE-INDUCED 1-like. The record is from RefSeq and is a predicted model, not a curated record. Lineage: Eukaryota; Viridiplantae; Streptophyta; Magnoliopsida; Lamiales; Lamiaceae.